Molecule: messenger RNA, 1977 nt
Organism: Prunus persica (peach)
Lineage: Eukaryota; Viridiplantae; Streptophyta; Magnoliopsida; Rosales; Rosaceae
Product: probable pectinesterase/pectinesterase inhibitor 7
Exons: 2
Coding region: 103-1797 (564 amino acids)
Biological process (GO): cell wall modification
Molecular function (GO): pectinesterase activity; pectinesterase inhibitor activity
Source: RefSeq, a predicted model, not a curated record
ACAAUAGUCAAAUUGGCUUGAUCACUUUCUAUAUAUAGAUACGAACCCCGUGACCCUAUUUCACAUUCCUCAAAAGCUCUCCCUUCUCCAUUAAUUAGAGCAAUGGCUUCUAAGCUCUUUUCUCUUGUAACAUUUUCUUCAUUUCUCAUUAUUUUCAAUCUCCUUAGCUCUCCGUCUUUAGCAGAUGUCCCUCUAAACACUCCUCUCCCACCAGAAACAAUCUGCAAAUCCACCCCACACCCUUCUUAUUGCAUAUCUGUUCUUCCCCACAAAAAUGCCAAUGUCUAUGACUUUGGCAGGUUUUCAGUCCAACAUGCUCUUUCCCAAUCCCAUAAGCUCUUUGAUUCAAUUGAAAAGUAUCUUCAAAGUAGCUCAGCUUUGCCACAGCCAGCAAUCCAAGCACUUGAGGAUUGCAAGCUGCUUGCAUUGUCAAACAUUGAUUUCUUAUCAAGCUCCCUCCAAACUGUCAACAAGACAAGUGGUGUUCUUUCUAGCUUGGAUGCUGAUGAUGCCCAAACCUUGCUUAGUGCCAUUUUAACCAACCACCAAACUUGUUCUGAUGGGAUUGAAUCUCUGCCAUCUUCAGCUGGGAGUGCCAUCAGUGAUCUGUCGGUUCCAAUUUCUAACAACACAAAGUUGUACAGUGUCUCUUUGGCUCUGUUCACCAAGGGUUGGGUGCCUAAGGACAAAAGUGGGGUGCCAAAGCGACCCAAGAGGCAAUUCAGAUUCGGAAAGGGACGGUUGAACCUGAAGAUGUCAAGCCACGCUCGUGCAAUUUAUGACGCUGCUAUCAAUCAUCGGAGAAGAAGGCUUCUUCAGGUAGGAGAUGAAGAGGUUUUGGUGAAGGACAUUGUGGUUGUGAGUCAAGACGGAAGUGGAAACUUCACGACCAUCAAUGAGGCCAUAGCAAUCGCACCAAAUAACUCCGUUGCUAGUGAUGGCUACUUCUUGAUAUAUAUCACUGCCGGUGUAUAUCAAGAGUAUGUGUCAAUUAUAUCGAAAAAGAAGUAUCUGUUGUUCAUCGGAGACGGUAUCAACCAGACAAUCAUCACAGGAAACAACAGUGUAGGAGAUGGCUCGACAACUUUCAACUCUGCUACUUUAGCUGUGGUGGCAGAAGGGUUUAUGGCAGUGAACAUUACUGUUCGUAACACGGCUGGACCAAGCAAAGGGCAGGCAGUUGCACUCCGAAGCGGGGCAGAUUUGUCAGUUUUCUAUAGCUGCAGCUUUGAAGGCUACCAAGACACCUUAUACACGCAUUCUCUCAGACAAUUCUUCAGAGAAUGUGAUAUCUAUGGAACAGUUGAUUUCAUAUUUGGUAAUGCUGCUGUUGUUUUCCAAAACUGCAACAUAUAUCCUCGUCAGCCUAACAAAGGGCAAUUCAAUCCCAUCACUGCUCAAGGUCGAACCGACCCGAACCAGAACACAGGGACCUCAAUUCACAACUGCACUAUUAAACCAGCAGCCGAUUUGGCCUCAAGUAACUUCACUGUCAAGACCUAUCUAGGAAGGCCAUGGAAGGAAUAUUCAAGAACAGUUUACAUGCAAACUUUCAUGGAUAGUUUUAUAGAUCCUGCUGGUUGGCAUGAUUGGAGUGGUGAUUUUGCACUGAGCACAUUGUAUUAUGCUGAGUACAAUAACACAGGUCCUGGAUCCAGCACUGCCAAUAGGGUUACAUGGUCUGGUUACCAUGUGAUCAAUUCAACUGAUGCUGCGAAUUUCACAGUUUCCAACUUCUUGCUGGGGGAUAAUUGGUUGCCUCAAACUGGUGUGCCUUACACUGGUGGCUUAAUUUGAGCAACUUAAUGUUAAAUUUAUUGUUGUGUUUGUUUUCCUUAAUGUCUUUUGUUUAAGAAGCAUCAAAGCUUCCAGCUUCUGUAACUCAAGUUUUUUUGUAAACUGUGGAAAGCAAUAUUUAUUUCUUCAAAUUGGAACAUGUGUAUGAUUUCUUCAUAAUUAGAAUAAAACUCUUUUGCA